Messenger RNA from Paramecium octaurelia, 1117 nucleotides. The record is from the annotation of a GenBank genome assembly. NCBI's taxonomy places the organism in Eukaryota, Ciliophora, Oligohymenophorea, Peniculida, Parameciidae.
AUGGGAUAAUGUAAUAACUGUUAAUCAUGUUAAAAGCCAGACGGAAGAGAGCUAACAGUUGAGCAAUAAGUAUAUUAAUGAUUUUAAGUAUUUAGGCCUAUAGAACUAGCCAAUAAUAAAGUCAAGUAUAAUAUUUAUCAGCUAUCAUAGACCAGCAAAUAAAGAGUAUCAAAUGUAAGUGCCGAUCAUGGAAGUAAAAAUAAGAGGGUUAAAGCGGCUAUUUUAAUUUAAGCCAAUUGGAGAGGUUAUGUUGUUAGGAAAAAAAUAUAAAAAAAGUCAAUUGGUACAAAUGAUAUGGCAAGUGCUCCUCCAACAGCGAAUAAGUAUUUUAGCAGCGAUAAAGAUUAUGCUCAAUAACAUAGUAAUUCAAAAACUAGAGAACAAAGACCUCCUUUUAAGUAUAAGAGUGGAGCAAUAUAUGAAGGAGAGUGGAUUGGAAAUUCUAGGGAUGGACAAGGUACAUAAUUAUGGAAUGAUGGGGCCAAAUUUGUUGGAUAAUGGAAAAAUAAUAUGGCUCAUGGCAAAGGAAAAUUUUUUCAUGUAGAUGGAGAUAUAUUUGAAGGAACCUGGGUGGAAGAUAAAGCUUGCGGUUUUGGCAUAUACACACAUGCUAAUGGAGCAAAGUAUGAAGGGGAAUGGCUCAAUGAUUUGCAACAUGGAUUUGGAGUAGAAACUUGUAAUUUAUAAUUAGAUUAUGAUUAUAGGGGCAGAUGGUUCUAAAUACGAAGGGUAGUACUAUCAAGGAAAGAAGCAUGGCAAAGGAAAGUAUAUUUGGAAUGAUGGCAGUUUCUAUGAUGGAGAUUGGGAUAACAAUCAGAUCAGUGGAAAGGGAAUAUAUUAAUGGAGUGAUGGAAGAAGAUAUGAAGGAGAAUGGCUAAAUAAUAAUAUGCAUGGAUAAGGACAUUACACUUGGCAAGAUGGGAGAUCUUAUAAAGGAGGGUACAUCAACGAUAAAAAACAUGGUUAUGGAGUUUAUACUUGGGCUGAUGGCAGAAAAUAUGAAGGAGACUGGGUAAGUGGAAAACAGCAUGGUAGAGGGCAAUAUAUUUUAUUAGAUGGAUCAGUAAAAAAAGGAGAAUGGAUUGAGGGAAAGAAGAUUAAAAACAUCUAAAAUUGA